AUGGCUGAAGCCGUCCCGAUUCCAGAGCCCCCGGGCCUGCCCUUGAUCGGCAACCUGGCCGAGUUCACAACCAGUCCGCUAAAGGACAUCCUCCGCCUCGCAGAUACCUAUGGUGCCAUCUUCAGACUUCACUUGGGGUCGCGCCCUCUUGUCGUCGCCACCACAAAUGAAAUCGUCAACGAGCUCUGCGACGAGAAGCGUUUUCACAAGUCGUUGGGGUCUGCUUUGCGGGUCGUCCGCGAAGGUGUUCACGAUGGCCUCUUCACUGCCUACGACGACGAGCCCAACUGGAACAAAGCCCAUCGCAUCCUUGUCCCUGCCUUUGGACCCCUAUCCAUCCGCGGCAUGUUCGAUGAGAUGCAUGACAUCGCCACCCAGCUCGCCAUGAAGCUUGCGCGCCACGGGCCCCAGUCCUCCAUCUGCGUCUCCGACGACUUUACUCGCCUGGCCCUGGACACCCUCGCGCUAUGUGCCAUGGACUUUCGUUUCAACUCAUACUAUCGCCAAGAGUUGCACCCUUUCAUCAGGGCCAUGGGCGACUUCCUCACCGAGUGCGGAAGGCGAAACAAGCGGCCCUCGUUUGCCCCCAACUUUCUCUAUCGCGCCGCCAACGACAAGUUCCAGGACGAUAUCGCGAUAAUGAGGAAGACGGCCGACCAAGUCGUCGCGGCGCGCAAGGAAAGCCCCAGCGAUCGCAAGGACCUGCUUGCUGCCAUGCUCAAGGGCGUCGACCCCACGACGGGCGACAAGCUAAGCGAUGCCAACAUCACCGAUCAGCUCAUCACCUUUCUCAUUGCCGGCCACGAGACCACUUCGGGCAUGCUCUCCUUCGCCUUCUAUCACCUGCUCAAGAACCCGGCCACCUACCAAAAGGUGCAGCAGGAGGUUGACCAGGUCAUAGGCCGCAACAAGAUCACGGUCGAGCAUAUCAGCAAGCUGCCCUAUAUCGCCGCUGUCCUGAGGGAGACGCUGCGAAUCAGCUCGGCCAUUCCCGGCUUCACCGUUGAGCCCUACGAGGACACCCUCCUUGCGGGCAAGUACCUCGUUCGCAAGGGGGAGCCCAUCGCGGCAAUGCUCGCCAGGGCACAUCUUGAUCCCGUCGUCUACGGCGAGGAUGCAGGCGACUUCAAGCCCGAGCGCAUGCUCGAGGAGAGCUUUGCUCGCCUCAACAAAGAGUUUCCCAACUGCUGGAAGCCCUUUGGCAACGGCAAGCGAGCCUGCAUCGGCCGACCAUUUGCCUGGCAGGAGGCGGUCCUCGUCAUGGCCAUGCUCUUCCAAAACUUCAACUUCAGCCUCGAUGACCCCAAUUACCGUCUCGAGAUCCAGGAGACUCUGACCAUCAAGCCCAAGGAUUUCUUCAUGAAGGCCACCCUGAGGCAUGGCAUGACCCCGACGGAACUGGAGCAGCAGCUCGCCGGCAAAGGAACCACCGCUGUGCACCACCACGACCCGUCGGCCAAGGCCGUCGCGGAUAUGUCAUCUACUCGGGGUAAGCCUCUGGCCGUCUUCUACGGCUCCAACAGCGGUACCUGCGAGGCCAUGGCACAGAGGGUGGCAGCAGAUGCAGCCCGGCACGGCUUCAGGGCCACCACCGUGGCACCCCUGGACGCCGCCAACCAGAACAUCCCCAAGGACCGUCCCGUGGUCAUCGUUACUGCCUCUUACGAAGGUCAGCCUCCAUCCAAUGCCGCACUAUUCGUGAGCUGGAUGGAGAGCCUCAAAGGGAACGAGAUGGAGGGAGUGUCGUACGCCGUUUUCGGCUGCGGUCACCACGAUUGGGUCCAAACAUUUCAUCGCAUCCCCAAACUCGUAGACUCGACUCUCCACCGGCUUGGCGGCCACCGGAUUACGCCUCUUGCCACCACAGACGCCGGCGAGCGUGACAUGUUCAGCGAUUUCGAGGCGUGGGAGGACGACUCGCUCUGGCCAGCUCUGCAGAAGACGUACGGCGCGGAAGACAGCAGUGACAGCGGCAACGAUGGCUUGGAUGUCGAGGUUUCGCUUCCACGCAAGACGACGCUGCGGCAGGACGUGGAAGAGGCCGUCGUCGUCUCGGCGAGGACGCUGACUAAAUCCAGCUCCGUCAAGAAUCACAUCGAGAUCCAGCUGCCUACAGGCAUGACGUAUCGUGCCGGCGACUACCUCGCUAUCCUGCCCUUCAAUCCAAAACAGACAGUCUCUCGUGUUUUCAGGCGGUUCGGCCUGUCUUGGGAUGCGACGUUGAAGAUAUCCUCGAACCGCCCAACGUCUCUGCCCACGGAUGUGGCCAUCUCUGCCAGCGAUGUGCUCACCGCGUACGUGGAACUUAGUCAACCUGCCACAAAAAGGAAUGUGCAAGCGUUGGCCGCGGCAACGCAAAACCAGGGUGACGCCGAGCAGCUCCAGAAGUUGGCGGGCGAUGAUUAUCACGAAAAGAUCAACCUCAAGCGGACUUCAAUCCUGGAUCUUCUGGAGCAGUUUCCUUCCGUCGAGCUGCCAUUGGGUUCCUACUUGGGCAUGCUCCCACCCAUGCGAGUUCGCCAGUACUCCAUCUCGUCUUCUCCGCUCGCCGACCCGUCGAAGCUCACACUCACGUACUCGGUUCUGGAGCAGCCGGCCAUGUCGGGCAACGGCCGCCACGUCGGUGUCGCCACCAGUUUUCUCUCCGGCCUUGCACCGGGGGAGCGGCUUCAUGUGGCGGUGCGGCCGUCGGAAACCUUCCAUCUACCGGCCGACGCCGAGAAGACGCCCAUCAUCUGUGUGGCCGCCGGGUCAGGCCUGGCACCCUUCCGCGGUUUCUUGCAAGAACGGGCGGCCAUGAUAGGCGCGGGCCGCAAGGUUGCUCCCGCGCUUCUGUUCUACGGGUGCCGGUCGCCGGAUGAGGACAACCUGUACGCCGACGAACUGGCGCGAUGGGAGGCGCUCGGCGCCGCCCAGGUCAGGCGAGCGUACUCGCGAGCGCCUGAUCGAUCUGAUGGCUGCAAAUACGUCCAGCACAGGCUGUCGCACGACCGCGAUGACGUCUACAGGCUGUGGGAGCGGGGGGCCAAAAUCUACGUGUGCGGUAGCCGGGAGGUAGGCAAGGGCGUCGAGACGGCGUGCGUGCAGCUGGUCCGAGAGAAGAAGGGAAAUAAGCAGGGAGAGCAGGUGGAUGAGGAGGCGGCCCGGGCAUGGUUCGACCAGCAGCGCAACGAGCGCUUCGUCACCGACGUUUUCGACUGA
Molecule: messenger RNA, 3201 nt
Organism: Hirsutella rhossiliensis
Lineage: Eukaryota; Fungi; Ascomycota; Sordariomycetes; Hypocreales; Ophiocordycipitaceae
Product: cytochrome p450 domain-containing protein
Exons: 7
Coding region: 1-3201 (1066 amino acids)
Cellular component (GO): cytosol
Molecular function (GO): flavin adenine dinucleotide binding; heme binding; aromatase activity
Source: RefSeq, a predicted model, not a curated record